This is a messenger RNA of Leptosia nina, 2313 nucleotides long. The record is from the annotation of a GenBank genome assembly. NCBI's taxonomy places the organism in Eukaryota, Metazoa, Arthropoda, Insecta, Lepidoptera, Pieridae.
AUGUACUGGGAACAGCUGGAGCUACGUUGCAGGUCUCUGUACAGACCACCAACUGGACAGGCUGCGCCAACCGGAAGACCUGUACAGAACAACUGCAGUUGUUGCGCACAAUGUCACACCACGCAGCCAGCCUGGGAUUUCAGCUUGCAACACCGAUUCUGGGCUCCCGGUCGAAUUGGCAACCUAUAUUCACCAAAUCCGGGUUCAGGGAGGAAAACGUCGCCAUGGAGCUGGUUCCCAUGGCCGAGGGGAAAUAGUCAGAACUCUCGCUGCCGAAUGGACGGCGUUCCACAAUCGGGCGACAGUGCAUACGGUUUCUGUGAAACUGAGCAAGCGCAGAACCCGCCACAAUCCUACGACGAGCGAACAUACCCGGCCAACUUUAACCAGCCGUUUCAGCGAGGGCAGACUUCUGGCUCAUUUGCCCAAACAUCGCAGUUCGUCCAAUCAGCUCAGUUCAGUCAGCCCGGGCAAUUCAGUCAGACGGCACAGUUUGGACAAAGUUCGCAGUUCGGGCAGAGUUCGCAGAGUUUUCCAUCUGGGCAAAUAGCGUAUCAAGAAGGAUAUUCAGAAGGGAAUACCAGCUUUGAUGCACAGACUGGCGUUUGGGGACCUCCACCGCCCUACAGCCCACAAGGCAGGAGUGGGAGUAGGCACCAUCUUCACCACCAAGACCCAGCAACCACCACUCUGCUUCACCACCACCACAUCGACGUACAUAGAAGCACAAACGUACACGAGCAUACAAAUUUACAACCUCACACAUGCGCGCGAAGCUCGUACCACAGCCAAGAGCGGAUAAAUCCAGAUAUGGUCAGAUUUAACCCAGACUUAGUCAGGCUGAACCCGGAAUUGGUCAGACUGAACCCGGAAUUGGUUAGACUGAACCCAGAAUUGAUUCGUAUGCAUCCAGAGUUGGCUCGAUUGAAUCCAGAAUUGCGUCUGAAUCAAGAGUUGCAGAUGUACCCACAAGAUGUGGAAGAGGUUACCCAGGAGAGGUUUAACACGUUGCGGGGUCAUUUGGUCCCAUAUCGGAACUGUCCCAGAUCUCUGGGUUUGAGUGCUGGAAAUUUACAUAGAGAUUGCAGAGAUGAAGUUAUAGAGUGUGUGCAUCAAAAGAAUUUGAGUAAAGUUUCAGAUCAAAGCAUCGAUUCGUGUCAAAAACAAGGCAAAGAGAAUUUAGCGUUUCAGACAGACAAGCAGUCUCCUAUGAGAUCUUCAAUCCAAGAUUGUCAUCGAGGAGGCAAUCCCAAUACGGAAUCCGAGGUUUACUUUGCAGACGUAUCCAGUUGUUGUAACGCGGAUUGCUGCGUAAAUCCUAACGUAUCAGCACUAGUGGGCACGAUAGAGAACCAUCCAGAGUCUACAUCGGAAUCCGACACUGGUUCGUUUACCUUAACGCGACAGCAGCGCCCUCAACCGCAAGUCGGAUCCAAACGCAGACCAAGACAGACAGACAAAAAGACAGAAAAGUUGCGACACGAUUUGAACAAUUCCAUCCGUCUCACCGAACAACAGAUCGAGCAAUUAAACAAUUCGAUGAGAAUGAACGAACGACAUGAACGCAUGGAUCGUAUUGAACGAAUCGAUUCGAGAGAUAGACUGAACGAUUCAAGAUUAGAUCGCAGUGACAGAAUGAACGAUUCAAGGAUUGAUAGAUGCGAACGAAUGUGUGAUUCUAGGAUCGAACGGAUCCACGAUUCCAGAUUAGACAGAAGUGAACGAAUGAACGACCCCAGAAUCGAUAGAGGCGAACGAUUGAACGAUUCUAGAACCUCUAGAACAGAGAGAGUGAGCGAUGUCGAUAUUAAUGAUUCUCGAGAUCGCUUGAAUGAUUCCAGAAUUGAACGUCUCAGUGAAACGUCGAGAAUGGAACGAAUGAACGAUUCCAGGAUGACUGAGAUCCUGAACGAAUCACGAAUGAGUAGAGACCGAAUGAGCGACAGAUUCGAAGAUAGACGAAUGUCCGAUCUGAAUUCGAGCAUUCGCAUCGAGGGUAGUCCGAAAACGCGUCAAAUAAGUCCAUUGAAAAUGUCGAAGCGAAGCCCCAAAGAGAAGAACGAGUAUCUGGCUCCGAUAACUUCACCCUUAUCUCCCAACACGGAGGAGUCAUUAUUGUCUGAUGAAGAUGGGCGGCCAGAGAUAGUGUAUUCGAAUGAAACAGAGGCUAAAUGCUUGGGGCCAGACUCGCAGUAUGAGCCCGUGAGGGAGGUCAAGGAGGAGUUGAAGACGAACCACCACCACUGUUACAGCGAUACAAACACCAUGGACUCCGGGUGGCAGAGUGGCUCGGAGAAGCAGGUCACAGACUAA